Molecule: messenger RNA, 8876 nt
Organism: Pezoporus flaviventris
Lineage: Eukaryota; Metazoa; Chordata; Aves; Psittaciformes; Psittacidae
Gene: PAPPA
Product: pappalysin 1
Exons: 22
Coding region: 385-5268 (1627 amino acids)
Molecular function (GO): metallopeptidase activity
Source: RefSeq, a predicted model, not a curated record
AAUAAAGGGAAGAAAAUCCAGCAGAGAAAAGAAGAGAGAGGAAUUCCAGCUGUGGAGGAAUAGAGGAGAAGAGAGAUAGAGAAGGAAGAAGAGAGGAAUACAUUUCAAGCAAGAAGGAGUUUUGAUUUAUUAUAUUUGCAUUUGUUUUGAGAGUAAAAAAAAAAAGGGAAAAAAAAAAGAAAAAAAUCUAUAAGCAGGAAAAAGAGAAAGAAAGAAAGAAGAAAAAAAAAAAAAAGAAAAAAGAAAAGAAAAAGCAACUGAGAAGGGUUAUAAAAAGAGCAAAUACCAAGAAGGGUGAACAAGAGAAGAAAGUCAAGGCAAGGAGGAGCCCAAAGCUGGCAGAUCGGGAGGAUUUGCAGGGGAGAAGGGGGGGGAAGAUUGGAAAUGCAGCUCUGGAGUUUGCUGCUGCCUCUUGCGCUUCUCUGUACAGCCCUAGCGAGUGGACCCGAAUGUGGGAUGGACGAGCGCUCCCGCAGGGCGCGGAGGGACACCAGGCAGAGCCGCCCGCCCCACCACACUGCCCCGGGCACCUGUGCCACCAGGUUAGCCCGGGGCAGGCGCUCCCCGGCCGGGCUGGAGCCCGGGCAUGGCCCCCGCAGGAGGCAACAGCGGGAGGUGAAGGACGCCGAGGAGUCCCUCACCCCGAGCAGGGCGCUCUAUUUCAGUGGGCAAGGUGAUCAGCUGCGGUUGAAAGCAGAUAUUGAGCUGCCCCGAGAUGCCUUCACUUUGCAAGUGUGGCUGAAAGCCGAAGGAGGACAGAGAUCUCCGGCUGUCAUUGCAGGACUAUAUGACAAAUGUUCUUACACCUCCCGUGACCGAGGAUGGGUCCUGGGGAUUAACACCGUCAGUGACCAGGGGAAUAGAGACCCCCGCUAUUUCUUCUCUCUGAAGACGGAUCGUGCUCGCAAAGUAACCACCAUUGCAGCACAUCGCAGCUACCUCCCCAACCAGUGGGUGCAUCUGGCUGCCACGUACGAUGGGCACCUGAUGAAACUCUAUGUGAAUGGUGCCCAGGUGGCCACAAGUGGAGAGCAAGUGGGCAGCAUCUUCAGUCUUCUGACCUUGAAGUGCAAGGUGCUCAUGGUUGGAGGAAAUGCGCUGAACCAGAACUAUCGGGGUUACAUAGAGCACUUCAGUCUCUGGAGGACAGCCCGGUCUCAGAAGGAGAUCUUAUUGGACAUGGGCCAGGCAAUUCACAGACAAGACACCCCUCUACCUCAGCUAGUUCUUCAAGACAGUUUACUGAAUGUGAAAAACACCUGGUCCCCCAUGAAGGAUGGCAGCAGCCCCCAGAGCAAGUUCAGUUAUCACCAUGGCUAUUUGCUGGAUACCAGCCUAGACCCUCCUCUCUGUGGACAGACCGUCUGUGACAACACAGAUGUAAUCGCCAGCUACAACAAGCUCCCCAGCUUCCGCCGCAACAAAAUCGUGCGCUACCGUGUGGUCAACCUCUAUGAUGACAAACACCAGAACCCCACUGUCAGCCAGCAACAGAUCGAGUUCCAGCAUCAGCAUUUAAAUGAGGCUUUCAGCCGCUACAACAUCACCUGGGAGCUGGAGGUGCUGGAGGUGAAGAACUCUUCCCUUCGCCACCGACUCAUCCUGGCCAACUGUGAUAUCAGCAAGAUCGGGGACGAGAACUGUGACCCGGAGUGCAACCACACCUUGACUGGGUAUGACGGUGGGGACUGCCGGCACGUGCGCCACACGCUCUUCAACAAGAAGAAGCAGAACGGGGUGUGUGACAUGGAUUGUAAUUACGAGAGAUACAACUUCGAUGGUGGAGAAUGCUGUAACCCAGAGAUAACAGAAGUCACCAAGACGUGCUUUGACCCUUAUUCUCCUUACAGAGCAUACUUGGAUGUCAACGAACUGAAGAACAUCCUCAAACUGGAUGGAUCCACACACCUCAACAUCUUCUUUGCCAAUUCCUCCGAGGAAGAGCUGGCUGGAGUGGCAACUUGGCCCUGGGACAAGGAAGCCUUGAUGCAUCUAGGUGGCAUUGUGCUGAAUCCUUCCUUCUAUGGAAUCCCUGGCCACACACACACAAUGAUCCAUGAAAUUGGGCACAGCCUGGGGCUCUAUCACGUCUUCCGGGGAAUCUCAGAAAUCCUCUCCUGCAGCGAUCCGUGCAUGGAAACAGAGCCCUCCUUUGAGACUGGGGACCUCUGCAGUGACACCAACCCCGCUCCCAAGCACAAGCAGUGUGGGGAUCCUGGCCCUGGCAAUGACACGUGUGGUUUUCACAGCUUCCUAAACACUCCCUUCAGUAACUUCAUGAGCUACGCAGAUGAUGACUGCACCAACUCCUUCACGCCCAACCAAGUGGCCAGGAUGCAUUGCUACUUGGACCUCGUCUAUCAGAGCUGGCAGCCUGCGAAGAAACCAGCUCCUAUUGCAAUUGCCCCACAGAUUGUGGCUCGGAGCUCCACCUCUGUCACCCUGGAGUGGUUCCCACCCAUUGAUGGCCACUUCUUUGAAAGAGAAGUGGGAUCAGCAUGUGAUCUGUGUGCGGAAGGAAGAGUCCUGGUGCAGUACGCCUUCAGCGCCUCCUCUCCGAUGCCCUGCGAUCCCUCGGGACACUGGAGCCCUCGGGAAGCAGAAGGGCACCCUGAUGUUGAGCAGCCUUGUAAAUCCAGUGUCAGAACAUGGAGUCCCAACUCAGCUGUCAACCAACACACGGUGCCCCCGGCCUGUCCCGAGCCUCAGGGCUGCUACCUUCAGUUGGAAUUCCGCUAUCCCCUGACUCCAGAGUCCCUCACAGUGUGGGUGACAUUUGUUUCCCCUGACUGGGACUCCAGCGGGGCGGUGAACGACAUCAAGUUGCUCACCAUCAGUGGCAAGAACAUUUCUCUCGGGCCACAGAACGUCUUCUGUGACAUCCCAUUGACCAUAAAGCUGGAUGCGGGACAAGUGGGAGAGGAGGUGUACGGGAUCCAGAUCUACACUCUGGAUGAGCACCUGGAAAUUGAUGCUGCCAUGCUGAGCUCUGUCCCUCAGAGCACGCUGUGUGCGGACUGCAGACCCAUCCAGUACAAAGUGGUUCGGGACCCUCCUUUCCAGUCUGGAUCUCCAAUUGUCAUCUCAAACCUCAGCAGGAGAUUUGUUGACACGGAGCUGAGCGAUAGCACCACGUACACGUACCAGGUCAUCAUUGUUUCCGGGAGGGAGGAGAGCGAGCCUUCCCCGGAGCUUGUCUAUAUCUCUGGAAGUGGAUACUGUGGAGACGGGAUUAUCCAAAUAGACUUGGGGGAAGAAUGUGAUGACAUGAACAAGAUCAACGGUGAUGGCUGCUCCCUGUUCUGCCUGCAGGAGUUGUCCUUUAAUUGCAUCGAUGAACCCAGCAGGUGCUAUUUCCAUGAUGGUGAUGGAGUAUGUGAGGAAUUUGAGCAAAUGACCAGCAUCAAAGACUGUGGUGUUUACACUCCCAAAGGCUUCCUGGAUCAGUGGGCUUCCAACGUCUCCGUCUCACAUCACAGUGACCAGCAGUGUCCAGGAUGGGUGGUCAUCGGUCAGCCAGCAGCAACCCAGACAUGUCGAACUAAGGUGAUUGACCUGAAUGAUGGUGUCUCUCAGUAUGCCUGGUAUCCCUGCACGGCCAACUUCCAGUACUCCCACAUGGCACAGACCGUUUUCUGGCUGAAGGCUUUUUUUUCCCAACCUAUGGUAGCUGCAGCAGUCCUGGUUCACUUGGUCACUGAUGGGACCUAUUACCUGGAUCAGAAGCAGGAGACCAUCGGUGUGCAGCUGUUUGACACCAAAGAGCAAAGCCAUGAUCUUGGUGUCCACGUCCUGAGCUGCAGGAACAAUCCCCUGAUUAUCCCCGUCAUCCAUGACCUCAGUCACCCUUUUUAUCACACCCAGGCUGUCCUCAUUAGCUUCAGCUCCCAGUUUGUGGCCAUCUCCGGGGUGGCCCUGCGUUCCUUCCACAACUUCGACCCCAUCACCAUCAGCAGCUGCCAGCGAGGACAGACCUACAGCCCAGCAGAGCAGAGCUGUGUCCACUACUCCUGCGAAGCCACCAACUGCCAGAAGCUGGAGAUUGAGCAUGCACUGCUGGACUGCUCCGGUGGCGGGUGGUACAAUGGAGCCCAAUGCAACGUGAGCUGCAAGGCGGGCUACACUCUGCAGGUCCAGCGGGAUGAUGAUCUCAGCAAGAACCAGAUGGAGUCCAGCAUCACCAUGACUUGCACGGAUGGGAAGUGGAACAAACAGGUGACAUGCGAGCCUGUGGAUUGUGGUGUCCCAGACCAGUACCAUGUCUACCCAGCCACCUUCAACUGCAGCGAGGGGACCACCUUUGGCAAGAAAUGCUCCUUCAGUUGCCGACCUCCUGCUCUUCUGAAAGGAAACAACAGCAACUUGACCUGCAUGGAGGAUGGGCUGUGGUCCUUUCCGGAGGCCCUCUGUGAGCUGAUGUGUCGAGCACCCUCCAUUGUCCCUAAUGCAGAUCUCCAGACAAGUCGCUGCCGAGAAGAUAAGCACAAAGUGGGCUCGUUUUGCAAGUACAAAUGCAAACCAGGUUACCAUGUCCCUGGAUCCUCCAGAAAAGCAAGAAAGCGAGCCUUUAAGAUCCAGUGCACACAGGAUGGCACGUGGCUGCCGGGCGCUUGUGUGCCCGUUACCUGCGACCCUCCUCCUUCCAAGUUUCAUGGGCUUUACCAGUGUACCAAUGGCUUCCAGUUCAACAGCGAAUGCCGGAUCAAGUGUGAAGAUGAUGACAAUCAGUCGGGCCGUGGAAGCAACGUGAUUCACUGCCGGAAGGAUGGCACCUGGAGUGGGUCCUUUCAUCUCUGCAGGGAGAUGCAGGGCCAGUGCACACUGCCCACACAGCUCAACAGCCACCUGAAGCUGCAGUGCGCCGGCGGCUACGGCAUAGGCACGGAGUGCACCACUUCAUGUCUGGAUCACAGUCACGAGCCCAUCCUCCUGCGUGUGAACGAGACCGUGCAAGACAUCCAGCACUGGAUGAACCCUCAAAGAGUGAAGAGUGUUGUCUGCACGGCGGGACUCAAGUGGUACCCCCACCCUUCCCUGAUCCAUUGUGUCAAAGGCUGCGAGCCUUUCAUGGGGGACAACUACUGUGACUCCAUCAACAACAGAGCCUUCUGCAACUAUGAUGGUGGGGACUGCUGCGCCUCAACAGUCAAGACCAAAAAGGUUACUCCCUUCCCCAUGUCCUGUGACCUACAAGGAGAAUGUGCUUGCCGGGACCCCAACGCCCAAGAGCACAAUCAGAAAGACCUCCGUGGCUUCAGUCUUGGGUAAUGCCAAGUGACGUGGAAAGGAGGACCACACUGCUCAAGGCAGGCUAGGAGAGACACCACAUCCCUUUUGGUAUCGUUUUUAACAUUUAGCUGCUCAACUGGAUGGCAUUUCUGCACCAGGGACCCUUAGAAUUCAACCAGUCUGCCUUUAAUUUUUGUCCAAGGAGAACUCAAAAGUAGGGGUUUAUGUAUUAACUCUAUCUUAAAUAGUGAUGAUGAGAAACAAACAACCGAGAGUCAAGUCGAGAAGACUUUUCAUGUAUCAAAACAGCAUGUUAUGCCCACCUAAUCUGAACAGUUCAUAUUUAGAUUCAAGGCGAGAAACAAGCUAUUUAUGUACACAUAUUUAUAGAAAUAAGUAGAGAAAGAGAGAAAGAGUGAGAGAUGAUGAUCAACGCAAAAACACUUUCCCCUCCCCAGCACUCACAAGUCAGACCGUUCAUGGAAGAGGCUGUGCUCUUGGAGGACUCCAAGCUGAGCCUUUUCUGAUGCUGAAUGCCAAGGUAUCGCAUGCUCGGGGCACUGAGAUUGGGGUGGGAUCUCCACAGGGCUGUGGCUCUUGGCAAGUGACUUGCCAGACGCCCAGCCAGCUCGAGAUGUGGGAUGCUUCUGCUCCUCACAGGAAUGCUACUUCCAGCCAGGGAGCUCAGCAGACUGCAGUGGCCUUUCUGUACAGCUCCUCCUUCUCCCCCUGCCCUCAAAUAAGCCAACAAAAAGUCCCCUUGUAGCCUGCAGGGCUGCUAGGAUGUUUCUGUGUGGAGAUGGGCAAAUGGUCCCAUGAUGGAGUCAGGGAGUGGGGAGUCUAAGGACUGGCAUUGAGGAAGGUGGAUGAUUGCUUCUGAGGAGCAGAGAGGGUAACUCGCGCCCGCACUUGUCAUUUGAGCAUGUCUGCUGCUGCUACUCCUGCUGCUAUGUCCCAUACAACUAGUUUCCUUACUGUGUCAGGACAGGGUGAAAAACAACCCCAUGCAACCAAACAGUCUGCCUUAAAGCUUACCUACAACCUGCCUUUCAAACCCUCUGGUCUCUUCCUCAGCAUUGGGGCAAGAAAACAGGACACCAGCCAGCCAAAGGAAUCUGCUUUCUGGUCCUCAUCCAGCCAAGUGGUUCUCUAGACCUCCUCCACCUCCUUGUGGUGGUCUGAAUCUAACAACCGCUUCAUGCUCCUGUUUUCUCAGGAGAGGGGAAGAGCAGGAAGGGGCACGUGCUGUGGAGAAGGGACUGUAGGAGACAGUAUUAGAAUUUUGGCUGUAUUUGUCAGUAUUAAGCUGCCAGGCCAGUGGGUUGAAGACUUCUGAUAGACCAGGAGCUUAGCUGCUUGUAAUCUUCCAGAAGGAAAGGGCAUUAGCUGCAGCAGACCUCACCCUUCCCUAUCGUAUAGCUUCAUCCGUGUUGUGCCAGACCCUCGGCUUAUUUCAUUAUAGGGUUCAUCAUGUUGAGUCACUGAGAUGCCCAGUGCAUCUAGUGCUGCCACUGCUGCUACAACCCAUCCCAAGGGAAUCCCACAGAUCUUUCCAGUGUGGCUUGGGCUUGUUUUCUGCUGCUUCAGGCUCCUGCUAGGAAGGACAUACAUCCAAAAGAGUCUCCUUCUAUUCCUUGGGGCUUUUAUGACUUGUACAAUCAUAGAAUCAUAGAAUGGUUAGGGCUGAAAGGGACCUUAAAGAUAAUCUAGUUCUAACCACAUCUACUGGGUAAAGACAGGCUGGAAAGACUUUUUUCCUAUUCCUGUUUGGUUGAACAUUUAGGCACUGGAGCAAGGCAGAAAGGUAAGGAAAAUAGAGGUGGAUGUAAAAAUGUGGAGGAGAACUAGAUAUGGAAAACUGACAGAGUUGUAGGUGCAAGGCUCUUGUCACCCAAUAUUGGGGUUGUUUUCAUCUGAACAAACCAGAGGUGAAUCUCGAGGACUAAAAUGUAGAGGCCUGGAGAGGUGGUUGUCAUGAGAACGUAAGGAGCUCUGUUGUGAAGCUCCUAGUUAUUCCUGCAGAAGGCUUGGCCAUGGGAGCUGUGCGAUGGCUCUGCACCAUGGGACAGGGGUGCACAGGAAAGGGAGGCGUGGUGGAAUCAGAGCUCCUUCAUGGAAUUAGGCUGAACGUCUGCCAGUGUGGAGAGCAGUGACGAAAACCGGGCCUGGGCAAAAUGUCCACUUUUGCCCCUUGCCAUCUCAUUAACAAUGGAAGUUAAUGGUGAAGAAGUUGCUUCCUUCUGGUCCCUUUGACCUCCUGUUUUGUGUUGGUAGUUUGUUCAUGUGCCAUCCAUCAGAAGAGCUCACAACCUUUCAGACUGCCAAUGUAUCAGGUCCUCAAUGAGGCCUCUUAACGUGAUCUCUCCCCUCCACGCCACCUGGGUUUUACCCUAACAGGGACCCUCAGUUCAGGUCCUGUGUGAAUCCUGAUGGCAGCUCCGUUUCCAAAAUCCCCUUCUUGGUGAUGCAGUUCAGCAUGGAGGAGAUUUUCCAUCUGCUUGUCCCACCUAAGACAUUGCCCACAAGAGACAGGUCUGUAUAAACGUUAUUGCCACUUGCUGCUGUGGGCUUCCAGGAGCUCAGGGCCUGAUGAGCUCCUCUGCCCAGCUAGGGCCAGCCCCUGCUCACUGAGUUGGAGUCCUUCAAGCUCAAGGGAGAUGGUGGCUUCUUGCCAGCAGUUUCACACCUCAGCUUCACUCCUGCAGUCCAGGGGUGACCAAACUCCCUUUCCCAUGGGCUUUCCAUGCUGCUAUUUGAUUUUUAUUUUCCAACUGCUAUGUUGGCACUGUCCAUCUCCUCCAAUGGGAGCAGAAGUUCUGCUCUGAGUCAUGUUAAAUCCAGUAAUCCAAUGGCUUUUUUUUUCUUUGAGAAAAGAUAGCAUUGAGGCAAAGCUUUGCCCUCUGCGUUUCAGGUGCUGUACCGUGCAUCCAGGGGGAUGUGGAGAGGGGAGCCAUGGGGCAUGGACUCAGCUCUUGUUCCCUGUGUUCCCAUGCUGGGGCAAGGCCAGCUGGAUGGCCUUGCAGCAUCUACCACUGUAAGGGCCUUGAAUGCCCAGUGGAGUCUAUAGGAAAGACCCUCCAUGGCUACGAUGGCCAUUGGGUGGGGGUGAGAAGGACAUUUCCCACCAUGUCCACCCGCUGACCCAGUGGCGUAGGUCAACAUCAAACAAGAAUUUGGGAGGAUCAGGAGAGGGUGCUCAUGCUGAUGACAUUUAGCUGCUCAUGAAGUCCAGGUCACAUUAGUGCCAAGAUCUUCUCUGUCAAAGAUAGCGAGCCAAGGCUGCACCCUACCUGGGGCCACCAGCCUGCCUUCUAGCUCUUGGGGUUGUCCAUGGCCAGUGGGAGGGAAAGCUGGAGCAGAAAGCGGUCAGUGGUGCAUGGUGGGGUGGGAAACUCCUAUCAGCUGCUACCCCAAUCCCUCCCCACCCUCUUGCAGACAGGCUGAGCUGGUGUCCUCCUGCUUUUCUUGCAUCUUCCGCUGUCCCCACCCCAGGCUGAGAAAGGAGGAUGGCACCAGAGGACUCUUGGAGUCGGGUUCCAGCUACCUCCCUUCCGGUUUCGGUUUCACUUGGUUGUAACUGUCGGUUUGUUCUAGGUUUUACCUGUGUUUAAGAAAAAAAUAACAACAACAACAAAAAAAAAAAAAAG